This is a messenger RNA of Dentiscutata heterogama, 951 nucleotides long. Lineage: Eukaryota; Fungi; Glomeromycota; Glomeromycetes; Diversisporales; Gigasporaceae. The record is from the annotation of a GenBank genome assembly.
AUGUACGGACGAACUUAUCAAGCUAUGUAUCUUGAUAUAUCACUCAUUGGUACACCAAAUCCAUGGUAUCUUUUGAGUGAUAUGCCUGUUAGUGUUUCAGCAGCUAAUGCAGUAUUUAAUGGCAACAAUACUGUAUUUUUGAUUAAUCUUAAUAUGGUAUAUGCUUACAAUAUAUCUAACAAUAAAUGGUAUCAAACGGGUUCAAAUGGAAUUGUACCUCAAAGUAGAACUCAGGCAACUGCUGUUAUUGAUAAAAGUAGAAAGAUUUGGUAUUUUGGAGGAAUUAAUGGUACUACAAGGAUUUAUUUUAAUGAUAUUAACUACUUUGAUACUAAUACAUAUUCUUGGUCUUUUGGAUCAACCUAUAAUGCACCAACAUCUCGGUUUAACAUGGUUUCAAUAAUAUUACCAAAUGGAAAAAUUCUUUAUAUUGGAGGUGUUGAUGGCUCUACUAGUUUCAUUCAUAGUUUAAGUAUGAAUGAUAAAAAUUACUUACGUGCUUUAUUGAAUGACAUUCAAUUGAAUGACGUAUUAUUUCAUCUGAAUAAGAUUCUUGUUUAUGAUACGUUAUCGGGAAAUUGGUCGGCUGUGAAUGCAGUCGGUGAUAAUAUUCAAGGACGAGGAUUAUUUACGGCAGUUCUAGUACCAGAUGGCAAUAUUUUAAUUUAUGGUGGAAAUAAUCGUAAAGAAUCACCCAUUCCAACAAUGGCAGCGUUGAAUACAAAUACCUCGCCGUACACAUGGACUACUAAAACAAUUGGACAAAAUGCUCCACAUUACAUAACUGGCCACGUGGCAGCAAUAAAUGAAACUCCUAUGAUAAUUGCAUUUGGCGCUACUUCUUACAAUGGGACCUUUGAUUUCACAACUAGUUAUGCUUUGAUUAAUAAUCUCAAUUAUAAUAUAUAUACUCUUAACAUACAAACCAACCUAAAUGAUGGUGAUUUUUAG